Messenger RNA from Exserohilum turcica Et28A, 1842 nucleotides. RefSeq lists its product as uncharacterized. The coding region runs from base 210 to 1469 and encodes 419 amino acids. Lineage: Eukaryota; Fungi; Ascomycota; Dothideomycetes; Pleosporales; Pleosporaceae. The record is from RefSeq and is a predicted model, not a curated record. The transcript has a single exon.
AGCAUCACCACUUCUCUUUCUUCUCUUUUGCUUUUCUCACCUUCUUGCCUGUGGCAGAUUACACUCUUUACGAGCGCUGUGCAUUGUCGACGAGCUAGACUCAACCAUCUCUCAAUCCAGCCCAUAUCAAACACCAACUCGCUCAGCCGGUCUAGCGAUUUACAACCGAGGAUACCCUUUUCUCACAUCAUUCUUUAUCAGAUAUCAGCAUGUUUUCCCGAGCUACCAUUCUCCUCGGCCUCUCGGCCAGUGCCACCGCGCACAUGAUCAUGAACUACCCAGUUCCUUACGGCAAGGCCACUUUGAACAGCUCUCCUUUGGCACCAGGCGAUUUCCCUUGCAAGCAGCGUCCCGGCGUCUACGACGUCACUGAGAUGAACCAGUGGAACGCUGGAGAGACCAAGACCAUUUCCUUCACUGGUUCAGCAGUUCACGGCGGCGGAUCCUGCCAGUUCUCCAUUACCACCGACCCACAACCCUCCGAGAAGUCGCAAUGGAAAGUUAUCCAGAGCGUUGUCGGUGGCUGCCCGUCCAAUGUGACUGGUAACCUCACGCCGGCUGACCCCGAUGGUCACGGCGCUGCUACUUUCCCCGUUGAGAUGCCCACCGAUAUUCCCGACGGACAAUACACCUUUGCCUGGACCUGGUUGAACAAGGUCGGUAACCGCGAGUUCUACAUGAACUGUGCUCCCAUCCAGGUCGGCAGCGGUGCUGCUAAGGCUUCGACCAAGAGUGUUUCUGCGGCUCUUUCCACCCUUCCCGACAUGUUCGUUGCCAACCUGCCCGCUACUGAGUGCGCCACUGCCGAAGAUGAAGACUUCAACUACCCCGAGCCAGGCAAGAACCUCGUCGAAGGCCACGGCGCUGCCCUCGGUGACAAACUCACUGGUUCUGGAUGCAGCACCAUGACCAAAAUGGGUGCUGGUAACGGCCAGCUCGGAACUCCUACUCAGCCCGAUGCCUCCCAGCCCAAUGCUUCCCAACCUGCCGCCGGACAGCCUGUCGCCUCCCAGCCCGCUGCCAGCAGCCCCCCUGCUGCCACAUCUGGAUACCCUGCCCUUCCACCCAACGGUGGUGGUAUUUUCGCCCCCGGCGCCUCUUCUGCUCCAGCCUCGAAACCCACUCCUGCUCCUGCUCCAGUCGCCCCCAAGCCUAGCAGUGCCCCUGAACAGCCCACCUCCACCGCCGCUCCACAAAAACCAUCGACUCCUCAGACACCAUCGACUCCUGGCAAUGGCAGCAGUGCUCCAUCUGGCGGCAGUGGCUGCCACCCCUGCACCACUGACGGCGCUGUUGUGUGCAUUGGCACCAGCCAGUUCGGCCUUUGCAACCACGGAUGCGCAGUUCCUCAGGCCUUGGCCAACGGCAUGUCUUGCUCUGGUGGUGCUGUUGUUGCUUCGGUCAAGCGCUCCGUCAAGUUCCCCCGCGCCCACCUCCACCGUCGCCACGCUGCCUCGCACUUUAUCUAAGCGCCAUGGCCUGCACAGUGGGCACGCAAGACGUGCCCAUGUAUCAACAUCAGCCACUGGCUACGACACACAUCGCUUGGAGUUCAAACGGCGGUGACGGAAAUGUAUGAAUUGGGUUGGGUGGGAAAUGGGGUUUUCAUGUUUUAUAUACCUCGCUACGUUUGGCGGACACCACUUGGUGCUCGCUGGUGGCACUUCUUCUUCUUCUUCUUUUGUUGUUAGAUUCUUUCGUUCAUGUUUGGCUUUUGACCCAGCCGGCAUGCCUUUUUAUUUCUUGGCUCAAGAGAAGUCUUGUGGUAAGCCUCGUGUCUUCGCGAGCGCAGCAUAUACAUAGCGUACCAGUUGUACAAAAACCAAUCAGAAUGCUCAUUCG